AAAUUGACGCUCAUCCGGCACGGUCAGUCCGAGUGGAACCUGGCUAACCGCUUCACCGGCUGGGUGGACGUCGACCUGACCACCCGGGGCAUCCAAGAGGCGCGUGAAGCGGCUCGUGCACUCAAGGCGGACGGCACAGAGUAUGACCUCGUCCUCACCUCGUGUCUCCGCCGCGCCGUUCGCACCUCCUGUCUACUGCUGUCCGGCGCAGGGCGCCCUGCGGUGCCGAUGGUCAAGGACGCGCGGCUCAACGAGCAGCACGCCGGCGCGCUGACCGGGCGGAACAAGCGGUCGCUCGCCAAAGAGCACGGCCACGAGCAGGUCAUGCGCUGGCGGCGCGGGUUCGCGGUGCCACCGCCGCCCAUCUCGACGAAAGCUCCGCUGCAGAGCGCCAUCUGCCGCGACGAGAGGUACCGGCGGCGGCCUUGCGCAGGCGGCGCCAGCGGAGGUCCGAGCCAGGACGUGGUCGUUCCUCGCGGGGAGACGUUCCGCGACUGCCUGGAGCGGGUGAGCGAGGUCUGGUCCGACACGGUGGAGCCGGCCCUCCGCGACGGCAAGAACGUGCUGGUCGUGUCUCACGGAAACGCACUGCGCGCGCUCAUCAAGCUGGUCGACGGCGUCAGCGACGAGGACGCCGCCUCGACAUGCCCCCCCCACGUGCCGCACGCCAUCCCGCUCGUCUACUCGCUCGACGCGGACCUGCAGCCC
This is a messenger RNA of Emiliania huxleyi CCMP1516, 708 nucleotides long. RefSeq names its product phosphoglycerate mutase (gene PGAM). The transcript has 3 exons. Lineage: Eukaryota; Haptophyta; Isochrysidales; Noelaerhabdaceae. The record is from RefSeq and is a predicted model, not a curated record. The annotation marks the transcript as partial. Gene Ontology annotation, biological process: glycolytic process. Gene Ontology annotation, molecular function: intramolecular phosphotransferase activity.